Molecule: messenger RNA, 5773 nt
Organism: Acipenser ruthenus (sterlet)
Lineage: Eukaryota; Metazoa; Chordata; Actinopteri; Acipenseriformes; Acipenseridae
Product: zinc finger protein 391-like
Exons: 3
Coding region: 147-1367 (406 amino acids)
Cellular component (GO): nucleus
Source: RefSeq, a predicted model, not a curated record
CACAGUUCGGCGCAUGCGCAUAUACAGUGGGUUGGUCAUAUUCCUAGUCUAGUGUCAGCGAUCUCUAGAAGUGAACCGCUGUGUACGUUGAAAAAGGUUUGGGUUUUUUUUGUCUGUUUAUUAAGACUGACGAAAUAUUGGUUGUCAUGGAUACGAAGGAAAGUAUGAAGAUGGAACCUGUUUACAUUAAAGAAGAGGUUAUAGAGGAAGAGUGCUUUUGCAUUCCGAAGCGGGUAACAGAGCAGACGUCUGUACGAGAGGAAGACCCUGAACUGAGAGCUGUCCAUAUUAAAGAGGAGGCCCCGGAGCUAGACCCUGAGUCUGAGCAGUGCAGCGACGAUUCUGCUCUACUGGGCAGUGUGCACAUUAAAGAACAGGAUACCUGCUCUUCUGCUGAAGAGGAGGGCCAAGAUCUGGAGUCCGUGCAGGAGGAGCAUCGCACCUCUCCACUGGAAUCUCUCCAGAUUGUUCAAGUAGAAAUAGUUGAUGUGAAAGAAGAAAACCCAGCAGAACAAACGACAAGCAAUGAAGAGGAGGAAGUUCCUUCUACUCGCUGCAAAACAUUGGGUGCAGAACGUCAAGCCCAUUCAUGUCCUCACUGUGAAAUCUCAUUCACUCGGAAACAGUACCUGGAGAAGCAUAUCAAGGGCACACACCAAGAGGAGUAUGUGCAGAUGCUGAGAGCUCCGUCUUCCCAGGUCUGCCACCACUGCACUGUCUGUGGGAAGACAUUCAGUAAGUCUGGAAACCUCAAAGCACACCAGAGAAUUCACACAGGAGAAAUGCUGUAUCACUGUACUGAGUGUGGGAAGGGUUUCAGUCAGUUAGGAAACCUUAAAACGCACCAGCGAAUUCACACAGGAGAGUCGCCGUACAGCUGCAGCGAGUGUGGGAGGAGUUUUCGUGUGUUAGGAAACCUUAAAAAACACCAGCGGAUUCACACAGGAGAAACACCCUACCACUGCACUGACUGCGAGCGCAGCUUCAGUCGCUUGGAGACCCUGAAAGUUCACAAGCGGAUUCACACAGGAGAGACCCCGUAUUGCUGCUCGGAGUGUGGGACGUUCUUCAGUCACUCCACUACUCUCAAAGCGCACCAGCGCGUUCACUCUGGAGAGACCCCCUACUCCUGCACCGUGUGUGGGAAGAGUUUCAAUCGAUCAGGGAACCUUAAACAGCAUCACCGCAUUCACACAGGGGAGGCGCCGUAUCACUGCUCUGUGUGUGGGAAGAACUUCAGAAUCUCGGGAGAUCUCAAAAAACACAAGCGCAUUCACACAGGAGAGAAGCCAUAUUACUGUACUGAAUGUGGGAAGAGAUUUACUUAUCUGUACCAGCUGAAAAUUCACAGCUGCGCUUGUGUAUGAAAAUAAACCCCUGCAAUAUGUAGCGGAUCAUUUGUAAUAAUUGACCUAAAGAGAGUGAAUUCUAGAUUCAUUCAGGGUCACAUUGUACAUUCCACUGAAUCUAUACAGCAGAUACGCCUGUCAAACGGUAGCCAGUUCAGCAAGUGUUUUACAAUGACGUGUGCUAGCAGAACUCUUUUGUUCAGUGCUGACUAAGUCAGGGAACAAUAUUGCCAUUUUUCAAAUAUGACAAAUAUUAUAGCUGUUCUGCUUCUCCUAAACCACAAGAUGGCACAUGUGAGUCACAGGCAGUAAAAUGCUCUUUAUGUCUCUUGCUACUGUCUGUCCUGUACAUCAGGAGUUCUCAAACUUUUUUUGUUGACGGACCCAUUUUCACAUGUAACAUUAAUCACGGACCCCCUACUGAGAAACUGACUGACAAAAGUAUAUAAAAUGUACUUAUAAACACAUACUGUUAAUAAUGCUUAAAGAAAAAAAGUACACAGCACUUACAGAUACUGCAGAUGUCAGUGAGAUGGGUGGGCCUGCUUCUUACUGCAGAGUCUGUCUAUCCUUGGUGUGAUGGUUGACAAGCAAACUCGCAAAUCAUUCUCCACUUCUAAUCGGGACCUGAGCUUUGUCUUCAUAGCUGCCAAAGCAGAGAACGAUGCUUCACAUAUAUAUGUUGUUGGGAAAGGUAGCAGCACUUUCAUGGCUUCUUUUACUAAGACUGGGUACUCCACUGCAACAGUUGGCCAAAACUGGUAAGGGGCUUGUUCCUGAAACUUAAUUUUCAGCGUGCGGUCACAGGAGAGUUCGACCAGCUCUUGUUCUGCUUUUCCACUCAAGCGACAGGUUGACGUAGCAAAAGUUGAAAAUGGAUCUCGAACCCAAUCGUAUUCCUCCAUGUAUAAAUUUUUAAAGUAAACUCCGAAGUACUCUGCCAAAGUUGAAAGGUGAGCAACGAUAGUGUCACACAGUCAACUGUCAUGCUGUUCGUAUCCAGGAAUUCUGUCAGUUGCGGAAACAUUUUGGAGAUUCCAUUGCUCACUCUUGUUUUCCAAAUGUCUAGUUUCUUCGUAAAUGAUGCAAUCUUGUCACUCACCUCAAGUAUGGUUGUAUUGCCCCCUGGUGUGGACAGGUUCAGGGCAUUCAACAAGUUAAACAUAUCUGCGAGGUAUGCAAGCUUUGUGAUCCAUAGCGUGUCAGAAAAGUUUUUGGCAAGUGUAGGAUUAUGCACAGAAAGAAAGCCCAGCAGUUCUUUGCGAAGUUUGAAAACUUGUUCCAACACUCUGCCGCGAGAUAACCAACGCACCUCCGUGUGAAACAAUAAUUUGUCAUAUUCAGCACCCAUUUCGGAACACAACUUUGAAAACAGGCGUGAAUUCAAAGGCCUGGACUUCAGAAAAUUCACAACUGUAACAGCAUGUAAUUCGGGUUCCAUUUUCUUUGAUGCAAGGGCCUGGCGAUGCAGCAUACAGUGUGUGACAAUUACGUUUGGGUUUAUAGCUUGUAUUCUUGCUACAACACCAUUCCUGUUGCCUGUCAUAGCGGCCGUGACCGUGACGUCUGUACAAACAGCAACACACUUCUCCCAGUUUAGAGAUUCAGCUUUCAUGAAAUCAUCCAAUCAUUUUAAAAUGUCUUCACCUGUUGUACGUUCUGGUAACUCCUGACAAAAAAACAAAAUCUUCCACAAUUUACCCCAACCAAACAUAACGAACAUAAACUAACAAUUGUGCGGCAUUACCAACAUCUGUUGUCUCAUCAAGCUGAACUGCAAACUGCUCACACGUACGUAGCCUUUCGGUGAGCCGGCAUUUCAAAUCACUUGAAAGCUCUUCAAUUCUCCUACUUACUGUGUCAUUAGAAAGUGGUAUGGCCUUCAGUUUCUUCGCUGCAUCUUCGCUAACCAUCACUUCGCACAUUUCUACAGCAGCUGGAAGAAUCAGUUCUUCUCCAAUAGUAUGGGCCUUUUUACUCUUUGCAAUCCGAAGCGCUGUUAAGAAGGGUGCUUUCAGAGCCUUUUCUGGAACCGUUGUUAUGUUUGUCAUUUUAGUUUUCUGUUGAUUGUAUUCUUUCUUUCUUUUAAAAAAGUCUCUGGAUUUAUCUUUGUAUUCCGGGUGCCUUGUAGUAAGAUGUCGUUUCAGCUUUGCAGGUUUCAUUGCUUCAUUUGACAGAAUUUGUAAGCAUGCAACGCAUUGCGGCCGCCCAUCACUGAAUUCCAUAAAACCAAAAUCAAUGUAACUGUCAUCAAACUUUCUCUUCUUUUGCUUUUUACUGGACUCGGCAUUGUCACUGCCUUCAGCACAACUAGCAGUACAUGGACGUUUUAAAUACUUAUCCAUUUUUCUUAAUGUUUGCUCACUCACUAUUUAUUUUCUCUCUCACUGAUAUCUUUCACUUCCACCUGCCAAAUACGUCUCAGACUGACAUCACUGAGCUCUUGUCGUAAGCAUUUCUGCAUUUGACGCUUAUUAGUAGGCUUACCAUAGUUUUCAUAUUAACCGGCGAGAUUUGAGAACAUUUUGAAGUUGCCUUUAAACUGCAAUAUGUUUUUAUCUGUAAGUAUUACGCCUUUGUUAAUAUGUAAAGUUUAAUUAAUCUUGCUGAUUAAUUUUUCUGAUUUGAUCGGGAGUGCAUAUUAUUAGGGCAAUAUUAAUUAUUAAUAGAAUGUAAAAAGAGACAGUUGACACUGCAAAAAAAACAUGAAUGAAAAAAAACAUUUAAUCAUUUUAAUUAUUAUUAUUGCUGUGUACGGAGUUACGCAGGUGUAAUGCUUAAUUUACACGAUACUUUAUUUCAGUUAAGGGUAACAUUAAAAUCCCAUUCUGUCUCCCCAGCGGUGACUGGGGUACUAUUCUCCUCAAUGUUAGUAACUCUUACUGUACUAUGUUUCUGCACCACUAAGUAAUUAUGAUUAUAUGCGUCUGUUCCGGUAGGGAUUGCAUACGUGCGGUGAGAUUUUUUUUCCCCUAAUAUUUUGCGGACCCCCUGGGCAGUCUCUAAGGACCCCCAGGGGUCCGCGGACCCCAGUUUGAGAACCCCUGCUAUACAUGUUGAUUUCAUGUAAAAUAAAUACCACAAGCAAAUGUGCUUUAUUGAGUUUCGCUUUAGCCAGAAGUAUGUGUAGUUUUUAUUGUUAGCGCACUGUUUUGCCUUUUGAGAGAGCAGGAGGUCGGGGUCAUGUAGAGAUUGGGGUGUCUGUCUGUCUGUCUGUCCGUCACACUUAUGUUUGCCUCUGUCUGAAGAACUGCUUAUCCAGUUGUCAGAAGUCUUGGUAUAAACGUUAUUUAGCUUUAAGUUGUUGAGAAUAUCAUAUCCUCGAGGGGUUUCUGUCGUACAUCUGUAUGUCACACUUUUCUGCUUGCAUCUGGAGAACCGCUUAUCAAAUUGAAACAGUCUGUUGCUAAUUCUUAUUCUUUACUACUCUAUACAUACUGAGAAUAUAUGGCAUGGUCUGUAUUCUACUGAUAGCUCUCAUUUUGACUUUCCAGCCGUGGCACCUUCUAUAACAUACAUUUUUCAAACAAAUACCCCUUACUUUAGGACUGAGGAGAUGGCAUUCUUUCAACCUCUCCUCAUAGAUCUCAAAUAUUGUGUACUGGGAGGAGCUUUGCACCUUCCAGUUUCUUUUAAUUACAUGCAAAAGGAAUAUGCUGUUUAUUUGCAUAAUUCAAUCACUCUGAUAAACUCUUACCUGAUGAAAGAUGACAGCAGCCUGAAGCGCUGCCAGGGACUGUCUCUUAUGCAGAACUCAGCUGUAAAAUCAGCAACAUGCCGAAGUAUGCAUAUACCUCAUCAUGCACCUCUCAUUUCAAUCAGUGCACAGGCACUGUUGCAGGAAGGAGCAUGAACUGGAUACACUGCGGUGUUCAGAAGAAAAAAAAUCUCUUUCUGCUGGUGAACAUUCCUGAGUAAAAUGAAUUCUUCUUAAAUGACCUAGGAUGUGUGAAUAAAAAAAUAUCAAAACUACCAGGAAUGUUUUGAAGAGAAUUCAAAAUUGGCUUAGAUCUGGAGAACAACAAAUACAGCAAAGGGAAGUAAUGUGUUUCUUGUGAACACUGCAGGGCGUUCUGGAUCAUGUUAAAAACAGAAAGGGUAAUUACUGAAUUACUGUCUAAAUGUGAACGGUGCAGUAACCUCUAUCUCUCUCCCCUUUUCUCUCACACAGUGGAGGCCUCAUCUGUAAUCUCACUCUUUUCCUUAAGAUGUAAUUAAAAAAUAACUCUUUUAGUUGAAUUCUAACCAGAAAAAUUAAAUUACAGAACACCCAUUGACUUUGUCAGCACUCAUACUGGUGCUAGUUCCUAUGUGUUAAAUCUUGUUGCAAAAUAAAUAAAACCUGUCUAAUACAGCCCUUCUACAACCGGCAUGCAGGGUAUGUCCUGUGGGUACGGUACACACACAGUCAAAUCCAAACACAA